CAGAAGCGCCCUGGGCGCCUGCCGAGCCUUCCAAACUGAGCCGCUGCCUCCCGCGGCAGCAAAGGACUUUCAGAUGUUGUAGCGGCGGCAACGGCGGCGGCGACUUAGGACAGCGCCCCCUCCCCCUAACAGCCGCCUCUCCCCCCCUGCCCCCUCCCCCACCUCUGGGAAGGCGCUGGGGGUGUGGCCAGGGGCUGGUAUAAAGUCCGGGGGAGCUGGUCCCAGGCAGCCGCUCAGCCCCCUGCACCCCCCACCGCCCGCCGCCUGGGCCGGGCCGAGGAUGCGGCGCAGCGCCCCCGCGGCCAGGCUCGCUCCCUUCCGGCCCGCUUGCUAACUUCCUCGGCUCCAUCCUUGUCCGCCAGCCGGGCCAGCCCCGUUUCCCCGCGCCCUCCGGGUCGGGUCCCUCCAGGCGCGUCGGGCUCUGUCGCCGUGCGACCCCUGCUGCCAGCCGGCGUCCCGUCCUCGCCCGGUCAUGCUGCCCCUGUGCCUCGUGGCCGCGCUGCUGCUGUUGGCCUCCGGGCCCCGGCCGAGCCUGGGCGACGAAGCCAUCCACUGCCCGCCCUGCUCCGAGGAGAAGCUGGCGCGCUGCCGCCCCCCCGUGGGCUGCGAGGAGCUGGUGCGAGAGCCGGGCUGCGGCUGUUGCGCCACUUGCGCCUUGGGCAAAGGGAUGCCCUGCGGGGUGUAUACACCCCGCUGUGGCUCUGGCCUGCGGUGCUACCCGCCCCGGGGCGUGGAGAAGCCCCUGCACACGCUGAUGCACGGGCAAGGCCUGUGCAUGGAGCUGGCAGAGAUCGAGGCCAUCCAGGAAAGCCUGCAGCCCUCUGACAAGGACGAGGGUGACCACCCCAACAACAGCUUCAGCCCCUGCAGCCCCCAAGACCGCAGGUGCCUGCAGAAGCACUUGGCCAAGAUCCGAGACCGGAGCACCAGUGGGGGCAAGAUGAAGGUCAUCGGGGUGCCUCGGGAGGAAGCCCGGCCUGUGCCCCAGGGCUCCUGCCAGAGUGAGCUGCACCGGGCCCUGGAGCGGCUGGCCGCCUCGCAGAGACGCACCCAUGAGGACCUCUACAUCAUCCCCAUCCCUAACUGCGACCGCAACGGCAACUUCCACCCCAAGCAGUGCCACCCGGCCCUGGAUGGUCAGCGCGGCAAGUGCUGGUGUGUGGACCGGAAGACGGGAGUGAAGCUUCCGGGGGGCCUGGAGCCGAAGGGGGAGCUGGAUUGCCACCAGCUGGCCGACAGCUUCCGAGAGUGAGCCCUGCCAGCAGGCGGGGGGGCUCGGUGCCUCCUGCUGCCCCCUUCCCUGGAGGCUGGAGAGUUGACCUGGAGCUUGAGUCUGCAUCAUGGCUCUGCCUCUGGCCUGGAAGUUUCCCUCGGGGUGUGUGUUUGUGUGUGUGUAUGGACAUGCGUGUUUAUGAGCGUGGGUAUGCCCUUGGGGUGAGCCGAAGCCUAGGGGUGUCCUCUUUGGGCUUAGAUAGCCCCAGAGGUCUGUGAAUAGCAAGAGGGAGCCCCGAUGUAUUUCCAAGUCGAUCCUGGCUCAUUCAUUCAUUCAGCCAUCAAAAAAUAUUUCUUGUCCCCAUGCUGCAUGCCAGCUUUAGUUUUCAGCCCUGGGGGCUCUUCUUUUGACUCACUCUGAUUUAGAACUGUGGGGCCACCUCUGCAAGGGGAGCACAAGUCUGUAGGAGAAAAAAGUCCUAUUCUCAUAAUCAGGGGAGGAAAGCAGACAUGUACCCUGACACACUGUCCCCCGCUCCGGUCUAGUCGGAGGGUGGAGGCCGUAGGGAAGGUGGGGGUAGCCGAUGACUCAGUGGUUAGGAGACCCAGACCUGAUCUCAAAGCCGAAAGCCUGCCAGACUCCCCUUCACUCCUUUUCCAGGUCCCUGCAAGGGGAAGCACCUGCAGAGACAAGCCCACCUUAGGGGUUGAGUGUGGUACCAGCAGCUUGGUUGCCUGGCAACCAAGACCUUCCCAGGGGGAGGGAAGAGGUCAGAGGCAGGGCUGGGGAGGUGGGGCCCAUCUCUGAGCCGUCAGGGUAGGAGGAAAGAAUGCACCUGCCUGAUGGGGAAAAGGAACCACAUGCUGGGAGGUGACGGACUUAUCUGGGGUCCUGCUUCCUCCCCCCUUAUCGGUCACAGCCAGGAAGUCACCAGGAUGACUCCAUCCUUCGGUGGCUCUGCCUCUCUCCCUACACCUCCUUCCCUGGACCUUCUUCCCUCAUAUUUCCCUCCCCCCUGGGCAUUUUCUGGCUUGACUGGAAGGAGAGAGACAGGAACCUACCAGUUGGCCGUGAUUUUUUUUUUUUUUUUAACAAAACAGAACAAAACCAAAAAAACCCUA
Messenger RNA from Phacochoerus africanus (Common warthog), 2334 nucleotides. RefSeq names its product insulin like growth factor binding protein 4 (gene IGFBP4). The record is from RefSeq and is a predicted model, not a curated record. NCBI's taxonomy places the organism in Eukaryota, Metazoa, Chordata, Mammalia, Artiodactyla, Suidae. Bases 473 to 1252 code for a protein of 259 amino acids. Gene Ontology annotation, biological process: regulation of insulin-like growth factor receptor signaling pathway. The transcript has 4 exons. Gene Ontology annotation, cellular component: extracellular region. Gene Ontology annotation, molecular function: insulin-like growth factor II binding; insulin-like growth factor I binding.